Molecule: messenger RNA, 663 nt
Organism: Anopheles bellator
Lineage: Eukaryota; Metazoa; Arthropoda; Insecta; Diptera; Culicidae
Product: transmembrane protein 203
Exons: 1
Coding region: 1-453 (150 amino acids)
Biological process (GO): intracellular calcium ion homeostasis
Cellular component (GO): endoplasmic reticulum
Source: RefSeq, a predicted model, not a curated record
AUGUCGGAGGAGGUGGAAAUCAAGACGUACUUUAAGUUGGUUGACGUUGUAAAAUGGUUCGGCAUUACGCAGUUUGAAAUGCUAGUGAAUUUGAUAGCGUUUCUGGUGUUCACAAUCGUCCUCACGGUCAAGGCAUACAGCGGCGCACUUUAUGGGACGUUAUCUACUGGUGACUGGUUGGUUAUGUUCUCGCCCCUCUUUUGUGGUGAUUUCUGCAACGCCUAUUUCUGCAUAAUCGUGGGCAUUCGGAUGUACCUUGGCAAUAAGCAUCGCCAGGCCAUGCACCGGCUGCUAUGGAGUAUUCAUUUUCUGUUGCUCACCGCCGGCUUCAAGUAUCUGAUUUGUAUGAAGGCGGGCCAGAGUGGGCUUGAGUAUAGCGAGGUAUUUUCGCCAAUCAUAGUCCUGCUGCAGAUGAUCGCCGUUAAAGCGUGCCAAUCGAACCAACAAUCAUGAUCACACGCCCAGUUGCGCAGAGAGUUGCUGCCUUUUAGCAAUGAUGUCGUCAUUGGAACGGUUGUUAUGCAAUAGGAACCGUUUUUCCCAACAGUGGCUAAUGUGUACAAUAAAAACGAAAAUAUUGUCCCUUUUCUAUUUGCUGUACUCUUGCGUUUGUGCAGAGUUGUCUUUUCGGGUCAGUUCGAUUCUCUCGCAAUAGAGCAUAUU